CCUCCCAGUCUCCCCCGCGCUUCCUGCACUAAGACGGUCAUAGCCGCGUCCCCUUUCUCCGCUCGCUCGCGCAGGCAGUGCCAUGGCGGCCUUCAGCAAGUACUUGACGGCGCGGAACUCCUCGCUGGCGGGGGCCGCGCUCUUGCUGCUCUACCUGCUCCGUAAGCGGCGCCGCGCCCUCGGCCUGCACGGUAAGAAAAGUGGAAAACCACCAUUACAGAACAAUGAGAAAGAGGGAAAAAAGGAGCGAGCUAUGGUGGACAAGGUGUUUUUUUCAAGGCUCACACGGAUUCUGAAAAUUAUGGUCCCUAGAACAUUUUGUAAAGAGACAGGUUACUUGAUACUUAUUGCUGUUAUGCUGGUGUCUCGAACAUAUUGUGAUGUUUGGAUGAUUCAAAAUGGGACACUCAUUGAAAGUUGUAUCAUUGGUCGUAGCAGAAAAGAUUUCAAGAGAUACUUAUUCAACUUCAUUGCUGCCAUGCCUCUCAUCUCUCUGGUUAAUAACUUCUUGAAGUUUGGGUUAAACGAGCUCAAACUGUGCUUCCGAGUAAGGCUAACUAAAUACCUCUAUGAGGAGUAUCUCCAAGCUUUCACGUAUUAUAAAAUGGGAAAUCUGGACAACAGAAUAGCUAACCCAGACCAGCUGCUUACACAAGAUGUAGAAAAAUUUUGUAACAGUGUAGUUGAUCUGUAUUCAAAUCUUAGUAAGCCAUUUUUAGACAUAGUUUUGUAUAUCUUCAAGUUAACGAGUGCAAUAGGAGCUCAGGGUCCAGCAAGCAUGAUGGCCUACCUGCUGGUUUCUGGACUAUUCCUAACUCGACUUAGAAGACCUAUUAGUAAGAUGACAAUAACUGAGCAAAAGUAUGAAGGGGAGUAUAGAUACGUUAAUUCCCGGCUCAUCACAAACAGUGAAGAAGUUGCCUUUUACAAUGGGAACAAAAGAGAACAACAGACAAUCUACACAGUCUUCCAGAAGCUGGUGGAACACCUACAUACUUUCAUUUUGUUUCGGUUUUCUAUGGGCUUCAUUGAUAGCAUAAUUGCCAAAUAUUUUGCCACUGUUGUUGGUUACCUAGUUGUCAGUCAUCCUUUCUUAGAUUUAUCUCAUCCUCGACAUGUCAAGAGUACGCAUUCAGAACUUAUGGAGGAUUACUACCAAAGUGGAAGGAUGCUUUUGCGAAUGUCUCAAGCUCUGGGUCGAAUAGUUUUGGCUGGCCGUGAAAUGACUAGAUUGGCUGGUUUUACUGCUCGGAUUUCAGAAUUGAUGCAAGUACUAAAGGAUUUAAAUCAUGGAAAAUAUGAACGCACAAUGGUCUCGCAACAGGAAAAGGGUAUUGAAGGAGCACAAGUCAUUCCCUUGAUACCUGGUGCUGGAGAAAUCAUCAGUGCUGAUAACAUUAUAAAAUUUGAUCAUGUUCCUUUAGCAACGCCAAAUGGAGAUAUCUUGAUCCGAGACCUUAAUUUUGAAGUUCGCUCUGGGGCCAAUGUUCUAAUUUGUGGUCCAAAUGGCUGUGGGAAGAGUUCACUUUUCCGUGUUCUUGGUGAAUUAUGGCCUCUUUUUGGAGGACGUCUAACUAAACCUGAGAGAGGAAAGUUAUUUUAUGUUCCUCAAAGACCUUAUAUGACUCUUGGAACACUUCGAGACCAAGUGAUAUAUCCAGAUGGAAGAGAAGAUCAGAAAAGGAAGGGGAUAUCUGACCUUGUACUGAAGGAAUACUUAGAUAAUGUCCAGUUGAGUCAUAUCCUUGAACGUGAAGGAGGCUGGGACAGUGUUCAGGAUUGGAUGGAUGUACUCAGUGGUGGAGAGAAGCAAAGAAUGGCAAUGGCAAGAUUAUUUUAUCAUAAACCCCAGUUUGCCAUUUUAGAUGAAUGCACAAGUGCAGUUAGUGUGGACGUGGAAGGCUACAUUUAUAGUCAUUGUCGAGAGGUCGGUAUCACCCUCUUCACUGUGUCACACAGGAAGUCUCUUUGGAAACACCAUGAGUACUACCUCCACAUGGAUGGCAGAGGCAAUUAUGAAUUUAAACAGAUAACAGAAGAUACAGUUGAAUUUGGCUCUUAGAAUCCGGAGGACUGUACCUGCUUCAAGGAAAUCAUUAACACACUUAGAAAUACAAAGUACAUUGUAAAUUAAAGUUCAGCUUUUUUUUUUUUUUAAACAAAGCAGCAAAUUAUAAAAUAAUUGAGAACAAGUUGUUAAAAAGUUUAAUAUUAGAUAGAAUAUUGCUAUUUGUGUAUAUGUUGAUUUAAUUAUUAAUAUGUACUAAGAACGACCUUAUUCUUGUGGUUAAAAAACUGCCUAAAUUAAAUUGGGCUUAAAUCAGUGUAACCUGAUUCAUCCUGAAGUGAGCUAAUUUGACUUUUAUGGCUCUAUCUUUUGCUUCAAUGAAGAAUCUUGUUUAAAACUGGAGUCAUCACUUGUCCUGUGCUAACAAGAUUGUCUUGAGAUUGAUUUUCUUGUGCCCCAUGAUGGUGGGAAACAAAUCAUAGUCUAUUAUCAAAAUGUACAGCGUCAUUGCAAAAUAGCAUUUAUUCCACAGUGGCAAAUUUCUUUAGCUGUCACAGUUAUACUCAUCCUUUGUAUAUAUCUUGGGGUACAUUUGACUCCAGGAAAGCCAUUUAUAUUUUCUUUGGCCAAAUAAUAAAUGUGCCCCUCUCUAUCUGCAGUAUUUGAGUUGCUUUGAGGGUUCUUUGUGGUUAUGUAACAAAAAUAUACCCAUCUUGCUUACCAAAGGGUGGUUACUGUGUUUCAUGACUAUUCUUCCCAACGUUUGGGGUAUUAAAACACAGAGUCCUUACAUGUCAGCUCCAGAUCUUAAGAAGAUUUUUAGAUUUUUAAAGAAUUGGACAGACUUGUGUAUGUCAGAAGCCCAUUCAUUAGAAGUGUGGCAGUUACAUGCUUUUAAACUCAGAUGAGCCAUAGGAAUGCACUACAUGAAGUAAUGCACUGAGUAUGCAAUGUUAUCACUAUCUUCGACUACGAUUUUGUUUAAAAACGUUAUAAAACUAUUAUGUACAUGGGUGAAUUAUGUUCCCUAGGUACUGGUUUAUCUCUGUGAGUCUUUAAUAACUUUUUAUAUUUGGGUUAUUAUGUUGAACUAUCCUAAGAGAAAUGGAUUUCACUUCACCAAACCACCAUUAAUGACCACAUGUAUAAUUUGCACAGUGAAACUGAAUAUUAUCAAUAAGCUCAAUAUGAAAUCAGUUUUAUCAAACGGGUUCAGAAAGGGGCAUUUUGUAUUCUUGUUUCUGCAUAACCUUUUUUUUUUUUUUUUUCCCAGAAUUAACUAUAAGAAUCACUGGCUAUCAAAGUAAAAUUUGAUAUACUGAUUCCAUAAUACAUAACAUUCAGUUUUUACCACUCUUUAGCAAACAUAUAUAUGUACUGAUUUUCUUUUCAGAUUAAAAAAACAUAUUGUAUACAUCUUUUGCUUGUUCUUUUUAUUCUUGUAUCUAAAUACUGGGUAGUUCAUUGACUGGAAAAACACAAAUAAAUUAAUAUUUAAAAUGC
Pteropus alecto (black flying fox) is the source of this 3511-nucleotide messenger RNA. It is a transcript of the gene ABCD3, whose product is annotated as ATP binding cassette subfamily D member 3. NCBI's taxonomy places the organism in Eukaryota, Metazoa, Chordata, Mammalia, Chiroptera, Pteropodidae. The record is from RefSeq and is a predicted model, not a curated record. The transcript has 23 exons. Gene Ontology annotation, cellular component: peroxisome; peroxisomal membrane. Gene Ontology annotation, biological process: peroxisome organization; very long-chain fatty acid catabolic process; long-chain fatty acid import into peroxisome. Gene Ontology annotation, molecular function: long-chain fatty acid transmembrane transporter activity; ATP hydrolysis activity; ATP binding. The coding region runs from base 83 to 2062 and encodes 659 amino acids.